UUUUCGCUGAUUCGUAUAAUGUUGUAUUUACAUUAUAAUUUAAAGAACAUAAUUUUUAUCUAAAGAUUAUCAAUAAUUUUAUCUCCAUUAUGAAACGUUCGGUAAAAAUUUAUUUUUCUAUUCCCUAUAUAAGUUAAUGAUAUAUGAUAAUUUAUAUUUAUUUCAUUUAUGGUAUUUUUAGAAAAGAUAACUGAAGAAAAUAGGGAAACAAAACGAUCUUUUGCUAAACAAGAAUGUAUUAAUUUUGGAUAUGAAGGUUCCUAUCCUUCUUAUACUUCUUCUUCUUCAUCUCCUUCAACUGUCACACAACCUUUACCAGGACAACCACCAUUACCUCCUAUGCCUCCUCCUUCUAGUAGUGUUCCACCACCUCCUCAUGUAUUUGGACCAGUGCCUUCUCAAGUUACAUCAAUACAAGCAUGGACACCUCCUACACCAUGGCAAUGGAUAACACCUCAAACAUCUCCUUUACCUCCUCCACCUCCACGUGAUAUGACUACAAAUUCAUUUCAAAGAGAAAUGCCUCUUAGAGGUAAUUACAUACGGCGAGAAAGAUUUACACACACUAAAAGUAAUAUAUAUAUUCAAAGAAAUAACUUUCAUCGUAAAAACAGAAGACUUGCAAGAUUUGGACAUACUCAAACACAAUUUGAUCAAGCAACAUAUUUUGGUGCAACAUUGAGUAAUAGUCUUGGUUUGGAAUGGCAGAGAAAUAAUUAUAGUACAUCUACAGGUGAUACAAUUAUGAAUCAUAUGCCUGUUCCUCUUCCUAAUCAUCCUUUACCUCCUAUACCUCCAGGGAUUUUAACAAAUAGACAUGGAAAAGAAACUUCAGAUCAAGAAAUUAAAAUCAUUCCAGAAGAAGUUGUAGGUAAAAAACUUAAACAAAGAAAACCAAUGUCUCAAAGUUAUCCUAGUCGACCAUGGAAUAGAGAAGAUGCAGAAAGAGCUUUAAAAAUUGAAAAUGAAUACAAUAAAACAGUUAAAGCUCAAAGUUUAAUAAUUAAAUUUCCAGAUCCUGAUUUAAAUAAGGAUAUUGUUAGAGAAUUUCAUCCUGGUAUUCAAAAUAUUCAUUUUCAAAGUCCUAGUGGUCCUAGAUAUUGUUUUAUACAAAUGGCAGAAAGUGUUGAUAUUGAUGAAGCUAUAAAGGAAUUAGAAAAAAUACCUUUUGGAAUAGGUCAUUUAACAGUUGAAAGAAAAUCUCUAAGAGAUGAAGAUAAUCCGAUGCCUGAGGAAAUAGAUCCUUAUACAUUAUAUAUAGGAAAUUUACCAGAAUCUGUUAAUGUUAAUGAAGUAAAGAAUAAGUUUCCAACAGCUGCUCGAGUAGAUGUAGGAUAUGCACAGAAAAUGAGAAAUACUCGAUAUGCUUUUAUAAGAUAUAAUAGUGUAGAUGAAUCUAUAUCUGCUUAUAAACAAGCACAUGAUUUAAUGUGGGAUACUAGAAGUAUUAUCGUAAGAUUUAGAAGACAACGUGGCAAUACUUGUCUUCCUGGAGAACCAAAACCUAAUAUUAAAAAAACUAAAGAAGAACCAAAUAGUAAUUCUCAAAUAAAAAAGUGUCAGAAAGUUAAUCAUAUUGAAAAGAGUGUGACAAAAUUAGAAACUGAUACAGAAAACAAGGUACAAGAUAAUUGUAAUAAAAUGCAAAAUAAAACAUCACAGAUUCAAGAACAGAAUACAAAUUUGCAAUCAUCUUCUUCUUCUUCAACACCAACUUCAAUCACAUCAGCUAAAUCAGGACAACAGCAGCAACCAUGGGUACAAACUGCUCAAUCACCUCAAAUACCUUCUGCAUCUGAAGCUCCUCCAUCUUGUUCAACUGAAAGAGAACCAGUUACAGAAACGAUAAUGCUUACAGAAAUUAAAGAAGAGCCAGAAGAUUAUGAAGAAAUGGAAAUGUCAUGUAAUAUUGAUGACAUAGAUGAUGAUGUAGAUGAUGAUGAUGAUGAUGAUGAUGAAGAAAUAGAAGAAGAAGAUGAUUCAGAUGAUAAUGAUGAAGAUAAUGAAGACGAUUAUGAAGAAGAUGAUGAAGAAGAAAUAGAUGAAACUGGAAAUAACAAACAAGAAGAAAUAGCAGAAGAUAAUGAACCAUCAGAUCAUCUUGAUCACAUGUUUAAUCAAUUAGAGAAUAUGGUUGGUAAUAUCAGUUUUUAAUAUAUUCAUGUAAUUUUUAAUAUCAAUUACUAAAUUUCCAUAUUAAUCUUUAAUUUAAAAAAAUAAUUAAUCUUUGAUUUAAAAAAAAAAAGAAAAAAUGCCAUACACAAUAUGUAAAUAAUUCUAGUUUAAAAAUUGAAUAAUAAGUAUAAUGAGUGAAAUUGCAUUUAUUUAUAAAAAUAAUAUUACUAGUUAUGUAUUAUGUACUUUUACAUCAAAUGUGUUUUUAUCUUAUAAAUUUUUACGCUUAAAUAUGGAUAUAUCUCUAUGUAAACAAUUGUGAAUAUAAUUAAAUUUAUUUU
This is a messenger RNA of Apis dorsata (giant honeybee), 2456 nucleotides long. It is a transcript of the gene Pof, whose product is annotated as reticulocyte-binding protein 2-like. The coding region runs from base 169 to 2154 and encodes 661 amino acids. The transcript has 6 exons. Gene Ontology annotation, molecular function: RNA binding. Lineage: Eukaryota; Metazoa; Arthropoda; Insecta; Hymenoptera; Apidae. The record is from RefSeq and is a predicted model, not a curated record.